Molecule: messenger RNA, 2405 nt
Organism: Populus trichocarpa (black cottonwood)
Lineage: Eukaryota; Viridiplantae; Streptophyta; Magnoliopsida; Malpighiales; Salicaceae
Product: protein DETOXIFICATION 45, chloroplastic
Exons: 15
Coding region: 240-1979 (579 amino acids)
Biological process (GO): transmembrane transport
Cellular component (GO): membrane
Molecular function (GO): antiporter activity; xenobiotic transmembrane transporter activity
Source: RefSeq, a predicted model, not a curated record
CCCCCCCCCCCCCCAAUCACUGCCAUCUUAUGCAAUACAAAUAAUAGCCAUUACUUUAAUCAUCUUCUUAGUGCUAGUGUGCUACAGGAUCCCGCCACAUUUGCGGCCACUACUUUUGCUCUCUCAGUUUCUGGGUCGUUGCUUGGUCUCCAGACUCUUUCCACUCUUUUUACACAGGUUCCCUUGAUAUCUGCACUUGAUUAUAAAGAACUAAUAGGCCAAUCUAUUCAUUGGCAAAGAUGACUGUUACUCAACUUAGAGGUUUACCCUUUUAUGGAGUCACUGGUAAAAGACGUGAAAGAAGAGUGAAUAAAAGGGGUGAAGCUUUUACAUUAAAAGAUGAAAUAAAAGUUCCUCAUCUUUGUCAUUUUGUCGUGAGCAAUAAGAGGGGACUGAGAUUCAACACUUUCACCAAGUGUUGUGGGUCAAUCUUUGAUCGGCAAACUUCAGAAUAUAGCUUGAAUCUUUCGAGUGUCGAGGAGAGAUUGGCUUCAAACAAUGGGAGAUCUGUAAGCAAGGGAAUCUAUGACUCAACAGGGCCACCAAUAGCCAGUCAAUCACGCACGCCUAGUGUCCAAAAUGAACUCAUAAUGCUUUCUAUACCAGCAAUUGCUGGACAAGCAAUUGAACCUUUAGCACAACUCAUGGAAACAGCUUAUGUCGGUAGAUUGGGUCCUUUGGAGUUAGCAACAGCAGGAGUUUCCAUGUCGAUAUUCAAUAUCCUAUCAAAGGUUUUUAAUAUACCUCUCCUCAGUGUAGCAACUUCAUUUGUGGCUGAAGACAUCUCAAGGAAUGCUAGCAAGUCUACUUCAGGUCAUCUCCACCCUGAAGAUGAAAUGGCUGAAAGAAAGUCACUGUCUUCUGUCUCUACGGCUUUAGUCUUAGCAGCUGGAAUUGGUGUAUUUGAGGCUUUGGCUAUGUAUCUAGGAUCCGGAAUAUUUCUCAAUAUGAUGGGCAUACCACCUGCUUCACCAAUGCGCAUCCCAGCAGAAAGAUUUCUCAAACUCAGGGCAAUUGGUGCUCCAGCAGUUGUAGUUUAUCUGGCCAUUCAGGGCAUUUUUCGUGGGUUUAAGGACACUAAGACUCCUGUCCUGUGUCUAGGGUUUGGCAAUUUUUCAGCUGUACUCUUGUUCCCCUUGCUGAUGAACUAUUUUGGCUUGGGUGUAACUGGCGCUGCCAUCUCAACCGUUGUGUCUCAAUACGUUGUUGCCCUUCUCAUGAUCUGGUAUCUUAACAAAAAGACAAUUUUGUCCCUUCCGAAUGUCCAAAGCUUGGAUUGUGGUGGCUACCUCAGCUCUGGUGGUUUUCUUCUUGGGAGAACUUUAGCUGCUGUCAUGACCAUAACUUUGAGCACAUCAAUGGCUGCUCGUCAAGGAGCACUACCAAUGGCAGCUCAUCAAAUAUGUUUACAAGUGUGGCUAUCAGUUUCACUUCUUGCAGAUGCUCAAGCUGCAUCUGGUCAGGCCCUUAUUGCAAGCUCUUCUGCAAAAGGUGACUACAGCACUGUGAAAGAAAUUACAUUCUCUGCUUUGAAGAUUGGAUUGAUUACUGGCAUUUCCUUAGCAAUCAUAUUGGGUGUGUCAUUUAGUUCUAUAGCAACUAUGUUCACUAAAGACGCAGAGGUACUAGCGAUAGUCAGAUCUGGGCUGCUGUUUGUGAGUGCUAGUCAACCUAUCAAUGCGCUUGCUUACAUAUUUGACGGCCUGCAUUAUGGCAUAUCUGAUUUUUCAUAUGCUGCAUGGUCUAUGAUGAUGGUUGGGGCAAUUUCUUCUGCAUUUAUUCUCUACGCACCCUCAACCGUUGGUCUCUAUGGAGUUUGGUCUGGACUAACUCUUUUCAUGGGCUUGCGGACAGUCGCCGGAUAUAUGAGAUUAAUCUCCAAAAAUGGGCCAUGGUGGUUCCUGCACGAGGACAUCCCUAAAAAUUGGAGACUGGACGAGGGCAUUUACAAUCAAACCAAGUUAAUCACACAGGCUUAGCGAGGCGUGCUUAAAAUCUAUACAAUGGCGAAGAACGAGGAGGAUUCUUCCCUUUGGGCUACGCUGUACGAAGGGAAGACACGAGGAGUUUAUAUGCUGGCAAAAGGUCCCUUUGCGGCAUAGCCCAGCCCGAGUACAUAGUGAGGUUACUGGUAAAUAUGAUUCUUGCAUGCAAUCCAAAUAUUUUGUUAUGCUGGUAAUAUUUCAAGUCUAUUUGUGCACAAGAUCCCUUUCUAUCAAACUGCUGCUUCAGAUGUGAAGCUCCACAUGCUGUGCAAGACCUCAAGGCUAUACCUGCUGUGGAUAAAAGAGAAUGCUUUGGGGGAUCGAGUGAAGAAAAGAACUUCGGCCAGUUUAGAUAAUAAACCAAUUGGAUGAUUAAGAUUGAAAAUCUAAUAAAUGAAUGGUUUGGAUUGAUUAUUUAAA